Molecule: messenger RNA, 1239 nt
Organism: Vicia villosa (hairy vetch)
Lineage: Eukaryota; Viridiplantae; Streptophyta; Magnoliopsida; Fabales; Fabaceae
Exons: 13
Coding region: 1-1239 (412 amino acids)
Source: RefSeq, a predicted model, not a curated record
AUGGCUCGCCCAAUCGAUUAUGUGAAGGAGAUCAAUGAGUCGAAGGAUUUGUGGAAGAUUGCAGUUAGUUGUAAGCAUAUAUGGUCUGUAACAAGUUCUUCAAACAAAUAUAAUAUAGAGAUGGUUUUAGUUGAUUCGAAGGUGCAUGAUAUGAUUCAAGCGAUUGUCCCUACUUAUUUGGUUUCCAAAUUCAAGUCCGAACUUGCAGCUGGAACUUCUUAUAUCAUGCAGAAUUUCAAAAAAACAGAUCUUCCUGACAUUCCUGCUUAUUACCUUAACCUUCUUGGAUUGGAUGCCAUAGUUGAAGGAAGGUUUCAGUCUAAUGUUUUGGUUGAUAUCCUUGGAGGUAUUACUGAGAUUUCUCAAUCUCAAAUAAAUGGUGACAACAACAAGAACAUAAUUGUUUUUACAAUUGUUGAUACCAGUUUAUUUGCCUGUAUAGACAAAUUGAAUAAUAUGAACAUCCAAGAAGAUUCCAAUAUUGUGAUUGUAUUAGUCAAUGCAAGGGUUAAAGAGGCUCAAGGAGGUUAUCCUGUCAGUGUUUCCAACACGUGGAACGGAACGAAGUUGUUGAUUAAUGACCUUCGCUUUGAUGAAGUUAAGAAACAAAAAGAAAGUCUUGGAAAUGAUUUAUCACUAUUAUCAACGUCGAGUCUGCAAAGUGUGGCUCUAAAGGAUGGAAAGCUGCAGUGUUAUGCAAAACAUGUAAUCUCAGAGCCUGUGCCAAGGUAUAAGCUUGAAGUGUUGGUUGUUGACGGUAAUUCCAAGGCGAAGUUCAUCUUUUGGGACACCGAUUACGUGAAGUUAAUUGGAAAGUCUGCUCUUCAAAUGAAAAUGGAUUUGAUAGAGGCUGGUUAUUACGAUCCACUCGAAUUCCCUUACGAACUUGAUUCAAUACUGAAAAAGAAGUAUACGAUUAGAGCUGUAUUUCAGCCUAAGAAUUCCCGACUUUCUGUCAUAGGCUUCAAAACUGAUGAAGAUUACCGUAAGAAAAGUAAGGACAGUUUCAAAGGCGAGGAGCACACUUCAAAACUUGAAACACCUGAUCCUUUGUCCCAAGAUGAUAUAAUCAGUUGUUCUGAACCUGUAUCUGCAUCUGCAGAUUAUGAUCCUUCGAUUGGGAAUUUUGGGUUGACUCCGUCUAAGAGGUCUUCAACUGAUGUGGUGGAAGAUGUUGAAAGUGUCCAACAAUCCUCAACCAAGCUGAAGCCUAUGACAGAUGUUAAAAAGGAGAAAUAG